Messenger RNA from Nilaparvata lugens (brown planthopper), 5844 nucleotides. Its product is annotated as prominin-like protein. Gene Ontology annotation, cellular component: membrane. Lineage: Eukaryota; Metazoa; Arthropoda; Insecta; Hemiptera; Delphacidae. The record is from RefSeq and is a predicted model, not a curated record. The coding region runs from base 127 to 3084 and encodes 985 amino acids. The transcript has 20 exons.
AGACAAAGUCGAAACGAGCAAAGCAGCAAACAAGAUGAGAAUUUGGCAGUAAGAGCAGUGAGCAGUGAGUAGCAGAGUGUCUUUGUUGGUGCAGUAGGUUUUAUUUUAGUGACAAAUUAUUUAUGUAUGGAUAAUAUCAACAUGUCUUCUUUGAGACCGGGAAGGACUAAAAUUUCUACAAACAAUUUAACCAAGUAUUUUUUCGUGAUUGUAGUGUUUUAUUUAGUUGACAAUGUAUCGUGUGGCAGACAAAAACAGAGGAUCGUCGAUACCAGAAAAGUAUUGGAUGUGCCCAAUACACAACAAAGUGUUAUGCCUUUCGAACAAAUACGAUACAGUGUUGCAAAUGUUUCAAACAAUUAUAAAAGUUCGACAAAAUUCCAUCACCGAGGAAUGGGACAUCUUUAUUUCUUGACUCACCAAUUCAUCAAUCUGAUACUGAAGGGACAAGCUUAUCCUGAAGGUUUCAUCUACGUGAACUCUGCCAACCAGCUGAAGGUGGCGGACGUACAGACAGAGUGGCGCGCAUUCGCGUCGCACUAUGGUGUGAUGUUGGCGGUGCUGGGUGCGGCCUGCCUCUUCAUCGUGGUCAUGCCCAUAGCGGGGCUGCUCUUCUGUUGCUGCCGCUGUGCGGGCAGGUGCGGUGCUCGCACCCAGCCCUUUGACAAGCGCUACGACCCCUGCAAGCGACACACCAUCGGGUUCCUGCUGUCCGGCGUCACUAUACUUAUCAUGUUUGGUGUUGUAUGUGCAUUCGUAACCAAUGAAUACUUGGAGGAAGGUGCUCAGAACUUACCAGAGAACAUUCGGACCUCUUUGAGAGAUACGGAGUUGUAUCUCAACAACACCAAAUUGGAGGUCAACAACCUAUUGAUCACAAAUUUCGGUGAAUUGAAUACAACACUCAAUAGAAUUUUACAUGAGAGCGGCCAAAUAGUGAAGGAGAAGUUGGGCGAAAUUUCGAAAGCGGAAGUUUUAACAAAUCUGACAUCAAUCGUGGUUGGUCUGAGUGCCAUCAGGAAUGAUCUGUACAACAUAGACUCUCUCACCAGGCAACUGCAGGAGAAGGCCAUGGAACUUGAGCAAGCAUUGAGUGAAACUCGUCAAAGAUUGGUUGAGAAGCUUUUGGAGUGUCUCAACCAGCGGCCCUGUAUUGAGUUUGUCAGGACCUACAAUAUCACUUAUCUCUCCUUGGAAGCUAAUUUCACUCAGUUACUUGAUACGUAUUUACCCAAGCUUCCUGACGUGACUGCCAGUCUGCAGAAUAUUUCAGCUCUGAUGGAGAACGAUAUUGAAGCAGAAGUAAUCAGAGGCAAAAACGAAUUUGAAAAAGUGAAAACGCACAUUCAGACCAAUGUUGACGAGAACAUCCCUAAAAUAUCCAAGAAUAUUGAAAGAGCAGGAGUUGCUAUACGCGAAGGUGCUGAGAAAAUAACAGCGGUACUAGACAAAGUGCAAAAAAUGCUAUCUGAGCGUGCUUUCCAUCCAGUUGAUACCGGAGAAGAGUAUCUACGCGAAUAUGGAGAAUACAGAUACUACGUGGGGCUGGGCGUGAGCUGCACUGUGCUGGUGGUGCUGUGUUGCCUGACAUUCGGCCUGUUCUGCGGCUACUGCGGCCGGCGACCCGACAGCGGCUACAACGAUGACUGCUGUGACAAGGGCACCGGUGCUCACUUCCUCAUGCUAGGAGUGUGGGUGAUGUACCUGUCAGCUGCUGCACUGAUGGCGAUCACAGUGAUCUACUUCAUCUCUGGCGUGAGCGCGCAGUUCACAGUUUGCCAGCCGCUGCAGAACCCGAGCGAUUCGCGCAUCUUCUCACUCAUCGACAAAAUGGUGCAUCUCGACAACAUCUACAACACUCGCGAGGGACGCGCACCUCCGCUCAAUGUCAGCUCUGUUAUCAGGAGUUGCCACCAGAACGCGAGCAUUUACAAGGUGCUAAUGCUGGAACAACUAGUGGACAUAUCUCAGGUGACCAACUAUGCUUCGCACUACAACAUAUCGGAGCGCAUCAAUGAACUGAUCCGCAACAUUCGUCUCGACCAGAAAGUCAACAUCCUCACGCCCAAUGCUGAGAGACAACUUCAUCGGCUCGCUAACUCUUCCCUCAACAACAUUGAUAUCCAAAAGUAUACGAAUGUGCUCAACGAAAAAAUAACUUCCAUCGAUCUCCAACAACUCGCGAACGCCCUCUAUGAAACUGAGAAGAAACUUCCUGCUGAGCAGAAAACUAUCCGCAACUCGCUGCGAAUCCAAGCGCAGUACCUGGAGCUGCACCAACGCCAGCAGGUGCAGUCGAUGCUGGAGCUGUCGCGCUACCUGGAGGGCAACUCGACGCAGCUCAACGAGCAUCUUCGCUUCAACCACUCGUCGCUCAGCGACGCCGUGAACAAUAUGCUACGGCAGAUCGAGGAGGCACAGACAUUCCUCAACACCAAGGGACCGCAGAUUGUUGGCAAGCUUGCUGAGGAGUUUGGUCGUGAAUUGGUGCAGCAUGUUGAGAACUAUCUGGCUCGAGUUGUGUCGCACACUGAACUCGAUGUGGGCAAGUGCCAUCCGCUCUCCCUCAUCUACAACGCCACUGUCGUCUCCGGUUGCAACAACAUUCUCGAUCCAUUUAAUGGUUUCUGGAUGAGCAUCGGUUGGAUUCUGGCUCUCUUCAUUCCAGCGAUUAUCUUCUCAGUCAAACUAUCGUCGUUGUAUCAGAAGUCCGACCCAUAUCCAGGACCUCUGGUUGAAGCUGAAUACCUGUACGAUGCUUACGCCGACCGAGACAAUAUUCCUCUGGCAAACGUGCAUGGCAAAAAGAAGAAGAGCAACCAGCGCCGCUUCCAGGAGACGUAUGAGAACUCGGGGUCGGGAACAGCAGCCACAGCUGACUACAGCGGCCAUCUUGGCAGGGACAGAGCGGGGGUUGGAGCGCCGCCCUCAGCCGGCGAGAACCGCUUUGCCGAUAUUGCUCCCAAGCACUGGGAUUACCAGAAUGGUGGACCACCCAGAUUCCACACUCCGCCAUUGUCCACUGAAUAUGAGAGACCGCCACCUUACUACUACCCUGGACCAGCUCCAAAUGGGCGAGACUAAAUUGCUACUACUACUACUGCUAAGAGCAAACUGCAGCCUGGAAUGAUAGCUGCUUGUGGCGACAAAUGAUUGGUGUAAAUAUGAUCGACCUUGAAAUCAGUGACUGAUUUUACAACUUUGACAUCACUUUUUGUUAGCUGAUACUGCCCAACUGAAGGCACUCGCCCGCCAUCUCUGCCAUUUCUUGUCAUCUCUUUUAUAUAUUUGACAGAUAGAUAUUAUUGAUAUAUAUUACUCGUGUAUGUAGAAUUCCCUUUUUAUCCAUUUGAGACUAUUGUUCAUUGUUUAAUCCCUUUGUGAUUUAUUAGAUCUUCGAUAAAUAAUACUCGAGCAUUUAUAUAGUUUUUUCUAAGAGAAUUGUUAGUUUGAUAGAUUUUUCCUGGUUUCAAUAAUAAUUAAUUAUUGUCAAUUCAGUUCUUUGAAAUCCAAAGACGUAGGAGAUGGUAUUGAGAAAUAUUCUCUCCAUCAUUGUAAAUAGUUUCAAUGUAUGUUCGGUUUGUAUAAAAUUAAAGUGAUUAUAUUACAGCUUGUCAUUCGAAAAUUCAAUUCUCUCUUUUACUAUUAUACGUAUUCCUUAUUUUGAUUUUUUUGUCAAUAUUCUGAACAGAAUUGAAGCAAGCUUAUUGACAAAAAAAUCAACUUUCUUGAAAAAAUGUCUAACCAAAUCUUUGAACGCUUUUCUCAUUUAUUGAAUGUACUAUGCUCUGAGCAAACAUGAUGAUAAAAAUCUCACUCUUCUAACCUUUAUUGUAUGCCAUAUUUGUCCUAUCAAUAUCACUCAAAAAAGUACAAUUUUAAAAUUAUUCUUGUGAUAUAUUUAUGUUGUAGUUUUCUUCUAAACUACUUUUUUAAAGAAUCGUUCUAAUACUUAUAAGAAUAGUUAAUAAAUGUAAUUGGUUGACCAAUUGGAAUCAGUAAUAUGUAUAUUAUAUAGAAGUAAUGAAUUAAUUUUUCUGUAGAUUGUCGUAGAACUCAUAAUGAUUUCCCAAUAUUUAACUUUGCUUUUUCUAAUUACCAUUCCCUGCUAUUUAUAUUCAACAUAUUUGACUGAUUUGACUUAGUUUUCCUAAGAGUGUGAGGUUGUGAAAAUAAAAUUUUGUUUCUUUUGCUCAAUCUUGAGUCAAUUUACAAAGCCACGGUCAAUAUUUACAUCUUACAAUAUUAUAUCGUGGAAAAACUCGUCUUUAAAUUCUAUUUAGAAUAUGAACUAUUGCUUUUUCAAUCAUUGCUAAAAAGCUUCAAUUUCCAAUAGAAUAUUGCCUAUAUUUGUCAUUUUUUCCACUGAACUAGAAGUGCAGCUAUUAUGAAUUAUUCAAUAAAUAAUAUUGAAUUCUCUGCGAAUUCUAGUUCUUUAAAUUUAUAUUAGCCUAUUUUUUAUCAACUGAAAAUGUUGAAUAUUUCAAUAUUUUAUUCGUUCCUAGACGACCAGAUAUGUUGGAAAAAUUCAACAUACUUCUGGUUUGAAUUCUAGUUAUUUUGUAUUGAGUCAAUGCUCAAAUGAUAUCAAUAAAAAUUGAGUUUUUUAUGAUUUGUAUGUAUGUUGUGAGAUGUUAUAUAGAUUUAAUAGUAGAUUAAUUUGCUUUUGAAUUGUGUUUAAGUAAUUAUGAUAAUCUAUCAAUAAAAUUAUGAUACUUCAAAACCUUCGUUUACGUAGGAGAUUAAUUCCCGAAUUAUAAAUUUCCACUUGUUUUUGUUUAUGGAAAUGUAUGAUCAGUUUAUAUAAAAUCAACAAGAAAAUUGUUGAAAAAGUUUGAAACACUAUAUUAUAAAAUUAUAAUAUGUUACAUAAUAUACGUCGAUGAUAACCUACUUAUGUCUAAUAAUAUGAGUAGAAAUAGUCAAUGUAUAACAAUCUCUACAUUUCUUGACCAUUGAUGUUAUUGAAUUUUAAAAUGUAAACACUAUUAUUGUACAUACUAUUGGUGAAGUAAAAAAUAUACACCCUCUUCUAAGUAUCAAAUACUGGUUUAAAAACUCAAGGCAGUAGAUAGGUAUACAGUACAACACCAGAUUCACAUGGAAAGAUUCAUCUGUCAGGAGCAUGUGUAUCGUGUAAAUAUCAUUCCAAUUUGACAGUAUUUUUCUUACUGCAAAUAUCUUUAGAGACUGUGAAUAACUAUAAUAUUUUGCUCUUAUUUAGACUCGAUUUGCCAAAGUGAUAUGAAAAUCAUCCUUUGGAUACCUAAUUUGUUCUGUCGUUGGUGGUCUACAUUUUUUAAAUGUAGAACCAACAAUGUAAAACAACCUCAUCUCAAUGGCGUUUCUAAUCUAACUCUUGUAAAUACAUAUACAUAAAUGAAUAGAUAUUAUAUGAUUGAAAUUAAAAUUUAAGAAGUUAAUUAUAUUACUCGCAAUUCUUAUUAAACCUGUAGACUAAAUUUCAGAAUGUGAAAGACAAAAAAGUACAACACUGUUUUUUACAAGUUGGGAGUGAUUAUAUUUUAAAAGAAAACAUAUUUUAAUACUUGAUGUCUUUCAAUAUAACAAAAUAGUGAUAGUAUAGUGAGGAGUUGAGUCAUCAAAUUUUGCGUAUUCGACCUAUCUAUGAUUUAUUGUACUGGUGAAUCACUAAAGCUGUGAAAAGCUUGGAGCACACAUAUGCAUUAAAAGGAACAAUAUUUUGAUGAUUCUAUAAAAUUAAUGUAGAUGUACUUUCAUUUCCAGUUUUGUAUUAAUGUAUUCAAUAAUGGUUGUUCACAAUUUUAAUGAUCAUUGUAUUUUGAUCUGGAAUAUAAUACAAACAAUAAAUUUAAAAAUGCA